GUGGGGAUCGGUCUGGGGGAGGCCUGGGGCCGCUGGCUUGUGCGCUGUCUUCGCCGCCCCCCCUUUCGCCGCCGCCGCCGCCUCGGGCAUGUCGUCCAACUGCACUAGCACCACGGCGGUGGCGGUGGCGCCGCUCAGCGCCAGCAAGACCAAGACCAAGAAGAAGCAUUUCGUGUGCCAGAAAGUGAAGCUAUUCCGGGCCAGCGAGCCGAUCCUCAGCGUCCUGAUGUGGGGGGUGAACCACACGAUCAAUGAGCUGAGCAAUGUCCCUGUCCCUGUCAUGCUAAUGCCAGAUGACUUCAAAGCCUACAGCAAGAUCAAGGUGGAUAAUCAUCUCUUCAAUAAGGAGAACCUCCCCAGCCGCUUUAAGUUUAAGGAGUACUGCCCGAUGGUGUUCCGAAAUCUCCGUGAGAGGUUUGGGAUUGAUGAUCAGGAUUACCAGAACUCAGUGACACGCAGUGCACCCAUCAACAGUGACAGCCAGGGCCGGUGUGGUACGCGUUUCCUUACCACCUAUGACCGACGCUUUGUCAUCAAGACUGUGUCAAGUGAGGAUGUGGCUGAGAUGCACAACAUCUUAAAGAAAUACCACCAGUUCAUAGUGGAGUGUCAUGGUAACACCCUUCUGCCACAGUUCCUGGGCAUGUACCGCCUGACUGUGGACGGCGUGGAAACAUACAUGGUGGUCACGAGGAAUGUGUUUAGCCAUCGUCUCACUGUACACCGCAAGUAUGACCUCAAGGGUUCUACUGUUGCCAGAGAAGCAAGUGACAAAGAGAAGGCCAAGGACUUGCCAACAUUCAAAGAUAAUGACUUCCUCAAUGAAGGACAGAAGCUGCAUGUGGGAGAAGAGAGUAAAAAGAACUUCCUGGAGAAACUGAAGCGGGAUGUUGAGUUCCUGGCCCAGCUAAAGAUCAUGGACUACAGCCUGCUGGUAGGCAUCCAUGAUGUGGACCGGGCUGAGCAGGAGGAGAUGGAAGUGGAGGAGCGGGCAGAGGACGAGGAAUGUGAGAACGACGGGGCGGGCAGCAACCUGCUCUGCUCCUAUGGCACACCUCCGGAUAGCCCUGGCAACCUCCUCAGCUUUCCCCGGUUCUUUGGUCCUGGGGAGUUCGACCCCUCUGUUGAUGUCUAUGCCAUGAAAAGCCACGAAAGUGCCCCCAAAAAGGAGGUCUAUUUCAUGGCCAUCAUUGACAUCCUCACACCAUAUGAUGCUAAGAAGAAAGCUGCACACGCUGCCAAAACAGUGAAGCAUGGGGCAGGGGCCGAGAUCUCGACUGUGAACCCUGAGCAGUACUCCAAACGCUUCAACGAGUUCAUGUCCAACAUCCUGACGUAGUUUUCUUCUGCCUUCAGCCAGAGCCAGAGAGCUGGAUAUGGGAUCGGGGAUUGGAGAGGGAGAGGAUAUUUUGGGGCUAGAUGGGAGGAUAGGGAACAGAGUGGGGGGCCUGGAAGGCUUUAGUAUUGAGACUGUAGCCUGUGACACUGAGAGCAGCUUUAGCUAGGGAAGAGGGGGAUGUGCUGUGUAUGCACAUGCUCACAGGACAUAACCUCACCUUCUGCUUACCCUUGAUUUUUUUUCCCCAUUUGACCCAGGUUACAAAGGUGUUCCCUUUGGUAUCUUGUGACUUGGUGGGUUUAUUUGGGCUUUGUUUCUGAAAUUUCAUUGCUCACCUUAGCCACCUUCCCAUCCCUGCCCGGCUCUCAGUUUCCUUCAAUUAAAGAGGCACCUGGUAGGCCCAGCACAGAGGUCUGCUCCGAGCAGGGUGCACUGACACCAGCAAGGAGAAGAGGUCAGACACCUCGCCCUGCUGCAUUUGAUCUUACUUGGAUUAACUUUUUAAUUUUAUAGAGUAUUGUGCAUAAUUUCUUCUACCUUUCUACCUUGGAUCCAAGUGAAAUGUUACGUUUUUACUCCUCCAUUCUAUCCUCCAGUGCUGUCCUCCCAAAGGAGCACUGCAGGCCAAUGCCUGACAUCUUGGAUCAGAGUUGGAGACCUCCAAGGGGAACAGGUCCAUCCUCAUGGGAUGGUAAUGGGUGAGGGAGCUGCUGGGCUCUUGGACAGCUGGUUCUCAGAGAACCCUGUGGUCAUCAUCCAAGUCCCAGGCUCGCUUGGUCCCUGGAGUUGAGAUAUUCUGUCAAGCCUGCUUCAUUGGCUCAAGAGGACCUAGAAAGCACCUUUGGAUAUAACAGAACUCUCGUGUUUAAAUGGGAACUUCCUUUGGGAAGACCCCCCAAACUGAUGUAUGUCAAAUAAGGUCUUGUGAGCCUCAUCUGUUCCUUCCUACUGACCUCCAGGCGCUCUCACCUGUGGUUGGCUUGUCACCGAGGACAGAACUCCGAGAACCUGGGUGCUCUUUGCAGAGACACCUCUUUAAGCCUCAGGCCCACCAUGUAGAUGUCUGGCUCUCUGUACUCAUGGUUUUUCACCUGGACGGUUAUAGCAAGCAAGGUGCCCACAACAAGGAGUGUGGCAUCCGAAACUGAGGUUGCUUCUGAGUCACUUGAGGAUGUGACUCAGGAAAUCCAACUUGAAAACCUGAGUGGGGUUUGACCCAGCUCCAGCAUUGGGGCUGUUUUUCUUUUAUUGCCUCUCUCUAAACCUGUGGCUCACAAGACUCUGGAAGAAGUGGCAUCCUGCAGCUUCCUUCAGGAUUUCCAUCCAGUCUCACAGCCUGCCUCCCAGGCUCUCAGAAGUGAGCCACACCUGUUUUGUUACCAUCAGUAGCUGGUCGCCAGGAGGGAAAUGGCUCCAUUGUUCCAUGUUGGAGGUGGUACAUUCCUAUAUCAUCCCACCCCCUCACCAAUAAUUGGGAACUUGGGAUGAAAGAUGGUAAAAUUUGUAGAUAACCCCAAAGAUGUGAAGUUGGUUUGUGAAUCAUUUUAAAUGAAUAGGUGGUUUCCUGUGGCUUCCUCCAAAAUGGCUAAGCUCGGCUUCUGGAGCAGAAACCAAUGCUGUGUGUGUCUUGCCCACAGCAUUCAGGUCAGGAAGGAAUGGAGGCAGCAUUCUUAGGCCUCGUUGGGGCCGCCCUCUUCUGGAAGGGCAGAGCUAGCUUUGAACAAUUAGAGCAGAGCCAUGAAGUGACUCGGGAAACACUUGGAACCAUGUGGCUCUGGGAGAAAACAAUUUUGACUUAGGAAAGGGAUUAUGUAGGAAUAAUGUUUGGACUUGAUUUCCCCACCUCAUAAUCAAGAGUGAAAUUUUGGAUCUGUUCCCAGUUAGGCCCAGCAUCUCCACAGCUUGGAAAGCUGUCUUCCAGCAGCCUCCAUAGCCUUGGGCCCCGCCAGCUUUUCUGCACUGGGUCUGCUGAUCAUGUUGCCAUAAUGUGUAUCAAAAAGUGUCACACAAUCUUAUCAGUUAAAGCAACUACCAGGUAUCUAACUUGUUUAACAUUGAGUUUUUGUGGGUUUUUUUUAAAAAAAUUAUAUAUAUAUAUAUACACACACACACACA
This is a messenger RNA of Marmota flaviventris (yellow-bellied marmot), 3454 nucleotides long. RefSeq names its product phosphatidylinositol-5-phosphate 4-kinase type 2 beta (gene Pip4k2b). The record is from RefSeq and is a predicted model, not a curated record. Gene Ontology annotation, molecular function: 1-phosphatidylinositol-4-phosphate 5-kinase activity; 1-phosphatidylinositol-5-phosphate 4-kinase activity. Gene Ontology annotation, cellular component: plasma membrane. Gene Ontology annotation, biological process: phosphatidylinositol phosphate biosynthetic process. Lineage: Eukaryota; Metazoa; Chordata; Mammalia; Rodentia; Sciuridae.